This is a messenger RNA of Stegastes partitus (bicolor damselfish), 1194 nucleotides long. RefSeq names its product redox-regulatory protein FAM213A-like. The transcript has 5 exons. Lineage: Eukaryota; Metazoa; Chordata; Actinopteri; Pomacentridae. The record is from RefSeq and is a predicted model, not a curated record. Gene Ontology annotation, molecular function: antioxidant activity.
UCGCUGCAGACUCGACACAGCUGUGUUGAAUCAUUCCCUCUGAUGAGGACCAAACUAUUCAAAGAAAGUGGGCUGGCUCAGUGGAAACACGUGGGAGAUCUGCUGGAGCUGGAGGUUAAAUGCGCCUUUAGACGCGCCGCGCUCAGAGGUGUUGCUGCUCCGGAGGCGCGCAGCUGAGCGAUGCAGUGGCUGUAAACCGGCCAGGAGAAGACAGAAGCAUGGCUCUGCAGCUCUUAGGAAACGCUGCUGCCAUCGUCGGCGGCCUCGUUACUGGGGUCAUGAACAUCAUCACUGAUCUGUUCCUGACACCGCCUCUCAGAGCCACUUUGCAAUAUCUGGGGGAGGCUGAGCUCAAAACCCUGCAAGGAGAAGAAAAGACUUUUAAAGCCAAAACUCUGUGGGCGAAGUCCGGAGCUGUGGUCAUGGCAGUCCGGCGUCCUGGAUGAUUUUUGUGCAGAGAGGAGGCUGCAGAGCUGUCCUCUCUGAAGCCCCGGCUGGACGAGCUCGGGGUUCCUCUGUACGCUGUGGUGAAGGAGGACGUCGGCACCGAGGUCCAGAACUUCAGGCAGUUCUUCAACGGGGAGAUCUUCUUGGACGAAAAGAGGCGCUUUUAUGGGCCACGUGAACGGAAGAUGGGUCUGCUGGGGUUCCUGCGUGUCGGGGUUUGGCUGAGCGGCCUGAGAGCCUUUAGGGGCGGUUUCGUGGGAAACGUUCUGGGGGAAGGAUUCGUCCUUGGUGGGGUCUUCGUCAUCGGACAAGGAGAGCAGGGAAUACUACUUGAGCACAGGGAGAUGGAGUUUGGGGAUAAAGUCAACACUGUAGAGGUCAUUGAAGCUGUCAGGAGAAUACCGCAGGAGAUGCAGCUUUUAGAGACGAUGUAAAGCUUUGUAGCUGCUGCAGUAACAAUCUGCACCACAGAACGCCUCGAAGCAUGUAAAUGUUUGAAUCGCUGUAUAGAAAAAGAUUGACUGUCAGUUUGAGGUUCGUGUUAGACUUGUGAGUUUCCUGGUCUCUGGGAAGCCAGGACGCACUUUGAGACUGAGUGUUUUUAAUGACGGUUUGUCUUUAAACUCGACAGAAGAAGCAGACCUGAUACCAAACACUCAGUCUCCUGCGUCACUCUGUGAUACCGCUGUGUUGUCUUGGCAGCCGAGAGAGACCUCGUGAACAAUAAAACUUGUCUUUGUGCUCCAA